AUGACGUUAGCCUCUGAAAUGAGCGAUGAGAUUUCCUUAGACAACCCGACACCUAUAUUUAAUGAAGGUAAUGCUUCAAAGCCAAUUAGGGUUGCCGGCGUCGUAACAACGGGGACAGAUAAUAUCGACCCUACCGUGCUACAAAGUUACCUAGACGAUACUAUUUUGAAAUCCAUUACUUUAGGUCAGCUGGUGAAAAAUGCAGACGUGCUAAACAAAAGGUUGUGUCAACAUCAUAUUGCUUUGGAUGCUAAGCAGUCGUUUCACUUCCAAGAUUACAAAUAUAUUUCUGAUGAAAAAGGCAUACACGACAUGGUACCCUUGAUGGAAGUUGUAUCACAAUUGGAUGUACUACCUCCUAAAACAUUUACAGCAAAGACAGGUACGAAUUUUGGCAACGAUAACGAUGCAGAAGCUUAUUUACAAUUCGAAAAGCUAAUCGAUAAGAAGUACUUAAAAUUGCCCACGAGGGUGAAUUUGGAACUACUGAGAGGUACAAAAAUACACUCUUCUUUCUUGUUCAACUCUUAUUCUUCUCUUUCUCCCCAAUCGAUUUUGAACUUAAAACUCUUUAGUCAGUUCUAUAAUUGGAAUUCAAACAAAGGUUUGGAUAUCGGCCAAAGGGGAGCAAGGUUAAGUUUGAGGUAUGAACCACUGUUUUUACACCCACUUUUACACAAUCCAUACUCGGAUGAACGCCCUACGUUGUUUCAUGAAUGGUUCCUAGAGUCUUGUUGGAGAUCUUCCAAGAUAUGUUCACCAGGAACUAGCGCACCAUAUAUGUAUUCAGAUACAAUGUUAUCUCAAGCAGGCGAUCAAUUAAGGACCGUAUUGGGUCAUACAUUCGUCCUGGACAAGAGGAAUCAUUUUAUGUGUCCUACAAAGGGUUCAAUGCUAAAAUGGAGUAAUGAACUUUCACCAGGAAAACACUGGAAGACCCAACUAGAAUUGAACAACGUAAAGAGUUGGUUAAGUGACGAUUUCAUUACUUUCUCUACCACUUUUAAAACAGGAUACCUGAAAAAUAUAUCUUCACAACAAUCUUUGCCUGUACAUAUAUGUGAUAAAUUUCAGAGUGGUGGACCAAAUGACAUCAGAAGUUUCCAAACAUUUGGGUUAGGCCCAAGAGAUUUAUAUGAUGCCAUAGGUGGCGAUGCUUUUGUUUCAUAUGGAGUUAGUGUUUUUUCUCGGUUACCUUGGAAGAAAGUCCAAAAAUCGAACUUUAGGUUACAUUGGUUUUUCAAUGGGGGUAAAUUAAUCAAUCAUGGCAAUAUGUCUCUAAGCAACUGCAUCGGUCAGCUUUCUAAGGAACAUUCUACCUCUACAGGUAUCGGACUUGUGCUAAGGCAUCCCAUGGCUAGAUUUGAACUAAACUUCAGCUUACCUAUUGCCGCCCACGAAAACGAUUUAAUGAGAAAGGGAUUUCAGUUCGGAAUUGGUUUGGCAUUUUUGUGA
Messenger RNA from Saccharomyces eubayanus, 1455 nucleotides. RefSeq names its product SAM complex subunit SAM50 (gene SAM50). The coding region runs from base 1 to 1455 and encodes 484 amino acids. Gene Ontology annotation, cellular component: SAM complex; outer membrane. The record is from RefSeq and is a predicted model, not a curated record. The transcript has a single exon. Gene Ontology annotation, biological process: protein insertion into mitochondrial outer membrane. Lineage: Eukaryota; Fungi; Ascomycota; Saccharomycetes; Saccharomycetales; Saccharomycetaceae.